AUGGAGACGGUGUGGAGAGGGAGAGGCGCGCCGCCGGGAUGUCGCCUCUGGAAGACGCUGCUCGUUCUUUCCCUGUGGAAAGCAUCCCAGAGCCAAGCUGGAGCAGCAGGAGGCGGAGCAGGCGGAGGGCCGGACGCCUCGCAGCCCCGCUUCUCCUCCUCCCUCCCCACCUACCUACCCGUCCAGUGCCAGCUCAGCGGCGCCGACUCCGCCUUCUUCCUGCGGGAAGCCAACCAGGAGGUGAUGCGAAACGGCAGCCUGUCGUCGCGUACCGAGCCGUUCUUCCUCCACCAGCUGGAGCCGGGCGCCGCCGCCCCGCACUCCCUGCCGAGCGUCAACUGCAGCUACGGAAACCUGAGCAUCGAGCAGCCGGUCCCGGUGGAGCUCCUCCAGGGUCCGCCGCCGCAUCUGCUCCUCUCCUCCAGCCAUGUGACCUUAAACUGGAAGGUCAAAGGUCAAGUGGUGGUACCUAAAGUGGGCUCCACAAGGCCCUGGAUACAGGUCCUGUUUUACCUGGCAGGUCGGCGUUGGGAUGAGCCCGACUCGCCUCCUCCGUCUCUGCUCCCGUGUGUGAGAGCCGUGGCCAUCCGCGACACCAGCGAAGCAGCACCCUCGGCAGGCUGCCGACUCGUGGGACCAUCUGGCAUCUGUGUUGUCCGUCUGGAGAUUCCCCCAGCUUGGUUUACACCGCCGCAAGUGAGAAAAAGACCUCUUGAAAUGUCUCUACCAUCAGUGGACGUGUACUACUCCAUUAUCCCAGUGGAAGGUCCCGGACAGGACUGUCCUUCCAUAGUGGACGAGCCGUGGAGAGGUCAGAGUGCAAACGUGGGACCCCUUGGAGGCUUUGGUCUGGGCCUUGGGGGCCAGUGGAACCCUCUGCCGGAUGGGGGUCUUCAGGACAUGCUGAAAGCAGGUUCUGUCGCUAUGACCCUGGGCCCAGUUUCUGCCAAAGGAGACAGAUUGCAAAUCGAUGACAAUGUGGAGGUUCUGGUGCCGCCCAGUCCAGUCCGGCUUGGCAAGACAGUGGCGUUUGGCGUCUACAUGAAGACAAAUUCAAACGCGGAGCAGUUUACACUAAGGGUGUGGUUCCAGUCAGGCAUCAACUUCCUGGCGGUGAAGCCCAGCAACCUCGUCGCAUGGGAGAUCAAACAGGAAAUGGCGCCGGGAAGCAGUUCGCUGGCGGUGAUGUGUCAGAGGAAGGUGUCCUCCACCGCAGGGAGGCUGGACAGUUCGUCGUAUGAGGUGAUGCAAUUGGAGUUCGAGGUGGACAACGUGAUUAAUCUGGUGCCGACCCAGACUCUGCACUGGACCGUGGAGUACCCGGCCGGCGCGCAGACGACUCCUCAGCAGGCGGAGAAAGUUUCACACCUCUACAUCAGCAAUGCCGACGUGCAGGGCAUCGUGGCACUGGCAGAGGACACGGAGGUGGUGAACACAGCCAUCCUAACUGGUCGGCACGUGGUGGUGCCCAUCAAACUGGUCACCGUGGAGACGGACGGGCAGGUGAGGGAGGUGGACGACUCGGUCACCUGCAUCUCGACGGACAUCUACGUCAUCAAGGUUUCUCCAAACUGCGACCAGGUUUUGGUGAACGGGAAGGAGAUGCGCGGCCACCAGUCUCUGGCGGUCAACUUCACCUACCUGCACCUUUCCACCCAGCUGCAGCUCACCGUCUGGGUGCCCAAGCUCCCCCUGCAGAUCGAUGUGUCAGACACCGAGCUGAGCCAGGUCAAGGGCUGGAGGGUUCCCAUCGUCACCAACAAGAGACCGACCCGAGACAGCGAGGAUGACGAGGAUGAUGAUAGGAAAGGCAAAGGCUGCACCCUGCAGUACCAGUACGCUUUGGUACGUGUCCUCACCCAUUUUGUCGCAGAGCCUUCCGAUCCUGGAGGAGAGAUGGUCUACAUGCUGGGGGCCGACUGGCAGGCUGAUAUCACUCAUUUAGUGUUGGACCAGCUGAAGGUAGAAGACCAUCGAAUUGCCAGACUAAUAGAUGGACGAAUCCUAGUGGGGCGAGACCUGGGAAUGACCACAAUUCAGGUUUUGUCCCCGUUGUCUGACUCCAUACUGGCAGAGAAGACUGUGACCGUGCUGGACGACAAGGUCUCCAUCACUGAUCUGGGAGUGCAGCUGGUGGCGUCUCUGUCUCUCGGCAUGGCGGCGAGUCCUGGAAACUCUCAGGCCAUACAGCUGACGACGACUGCUACAGACCUGCUGCACACACCAAAACAGGAAGCGGUGAUCAGUGCGUGGAUCCACUACAGCGACGGUUCAGUGACACCACUUGACAUCUAUGAUCCCAAGGACUUCCUGCUUUCUGCAGUAUCGCUGGAUGAGAAUGUCAUAUCAGUCACAAAUCAGGAGCAGCACUGGCCUAUUGUGGUGGCCGAGAGUGACGGACAGGGACCCCUGGUUCGCGUUGAGAUGGUCAUCUCUGAGACUUGCCAGAAGUCCAAAAGGAAGAGUGUAUUGGCAUCUGGAGUUGGCAAUGUGAUGGUUAAGUUUGGGGCGAAGAGUGAAGAAAGAGGGGUGAUGACAAGAGGUGGGCAAGACGACAAUGGAGGUAUGGACAACAGCACCAGCGAGCAACAGACAAAGGAUGGAGGAGAGUGGAAACCCAACAGUGCAGCAGUAGACCGGGAGGAACGAGCCAUGCGAAAGAUCAGUACAACCACCAAGAGCGCAGUCACCCACCGUGCUUCGGGUGGCAAAGCUCCCAGCGGCGGCAGCAGCAGUCGAGGCAGUGGUUCCACCCAAGCAGGAGACUACAGCGGCUACCCAGUUCAAGUGGAGGUACCAGGGACUGGAAACAGUGAGCUCUCCCAGACCACCAGAGGCCUCUCAGACCUGGAGAUCGGGAUGUAUGCACUUCUUGGAGUGUUCUGCCUGGCAAUACUGGUCUUCCUCAUCAACUGUGUCAGCUUUGCUUUCAGGUACCGCCACAAGCAGGUCCCCGUACUGGAGGCAGGAGGCAACAUGAACCACGCCCACGACUGGGUAUGGCUUGGGAAUGAAGCCGACCUUUUGGCUGACCACUCGGACCAGUGCCAGGGCGGCCUUCCUGAUGAGUGCACCACCAUUAUUGACCGGAAUGAAGGAGGGUAUGAAGAAAGCAAGUACCUCCUCAAUGGCGCUGGUAACACCCUGGUGAUGGGCGUGGGCACAGGCAUGGGCACCAUCAGUGGGAGUGGCGCCACAGGGGGACACCGAGGCAUCACCCAUGGACAGACUUUGCCCAGAUCUGUCCCAGAACCACAUCAGUGCCUUUCAGCAAUCAUGACCAGUGGCAAAGAAGCCACUGGGCAAAUGGAGCACCUGAAUAAUUCACCCCGAGCUGCGGCUGCAGCCGCAGUCGCGGCCGCCAAGCGUAAGCGCGUCAAAUUCACAUCUUUUGCCACUGUUCUGCCCAACGAUAAUUCGGGCGGAGGUGGCCCGUACACCAACUCUUCAGUCCUGGUGACCAAUGGGAGCGAGGAUGACAUCAAAUGGGUGUGCCAGGACAUGGACCUGGGUCAAUCUGAAAUCAGAACCUAUAUGGAAAGGCUACAAGACAAUCUGUGACUGGAAAAGAGACGGAGUUGAGAGGAAGAGUGCAGGAGGGAGGAAGGACAACGAGUACAAUUCACCUGUAAUGCCUUUGCAAUGGAUUAACAGAGGGAGAAUGAGAGGAAAAAGGGAACAGUACAGGGAAAAUGACGAAGACUUUAGGUGAUCAUUGAACGGACAGCGUAGGGGAGGCUUCCGUUUGGCUUCCAGUAAGCUACAGGAGACGAGAAGUCAUCACUAGCUCAUCCUGAAAUUAAUAGUAGCAAACAAUAACAAUAUGAGUUUGUUUUGUAUUAUUUAUUGUGAAAAUAUUAGUGUAAAGAUCAAUAAUGAAAUCACUAUUGGUUAUGAAUGUUUAGUUUCGGAAUACCAGUGAAUCAUUGCAUACUCACAUCACACAGUAAAUUCAGGGUAUGUUAUUGGACAAACAUUAUCCUGAGCCACUAUCCAAGAAGGGGCCAUAACAUCAUUACUUCAAUUUCCAACUCCAUAAGUCAUGUUUUGUUUUGUUUUUCUAAUUCAAAUAGUAUGUUGCCAACAUUAGCUGUUGCCGUUCAGUAA
Molecule: messenger RNA, 4107 nt
Organism: Salarias fasciatus (jewelled blenny)
Lineage: Eukaryota; Metazoa; Chordata; Actinopteri; Blenniiformes; Blenniidae
Product: transmembrane protein 132C
Exons: 16
Coding region: 1-3561 (1186 amino acids)
Source: RefSeq, a predicted model, not a curated record